This is a messenger RNA of Boeremia exigua, 3425 nucleotides long. RefSeq lists its product as uncharacterized. The record is from RefSeq and is a predicted model, not a curated record. The transcript has 4 exons. Gene Ontology annotation, molecular function: lipid binding. The coding region runs from base 334 to 3246 and encodes 970 amino acids. Lineage: Eukaryota; Fungi; Ascomycota; Dothideomycetes; Pleosporales; Didymellaceae.
GGUUGUUCACGUUCGUUUUCAGGAAAUUGAACGAACCAGGUGGGGCCAGCUCUCCUCUCUUUGAUGCCCCGCGGCUGGAUCGUGAAUCGAUGGUGCGCCUAGGCCAAUCGCACUUGCCUUGGCUAUGGUACAGAGGUGACGGCUGAUGACGUAUGGGAAAGAAGAUACUCGUGUCACGCCAAACAAUAAAGGCGCUUUCCUCCUCUCUCGCCUCAUUCCCAUUACACCAACACCAGAUACCCCAUACAACCGCGCUACUCAACCAACCACUCCCAUUGAUUCACUCGUAAUUGUUUAUUUGAUACCCUUUUGAUACCCAGCAAGCAGUACACCAUGUCUUCAGGAAAGGCGGUCAACAGACCGGUUGACGUAAAGCAGAAGGAAGCUGAUGUGAACAACAAGCUCCAGCUCUACGGGAUUUCUCAGGCAUUUGCCAAUGGCAAAGUUCCUUCCAACAAGCAGAUCGAUAUUGCACUGAACUCGGCACUUGCGUCGAAAGCGCUCAGUUCGCCAUCCAAGAAGCUUUCAACAGAAGGCCAGCAACUUGUUGGCGACCUGAGGAAGGUUAUUGAGCAGGCCAAGAUCUUGCUGCUUACAAAGAACGAGGGCAAUCUUCUCCAGGACUUUAUCUGGAAUGCCGAGCAGAUUUCUGGCGGAAACCAGGCACUUCCUGGCGCUCCUGUCGACAAAGACACAGCUAAGCAGCACGGCAAUGAGGCUCUUGAAGGUCUGCGAACACUGGGCACCCUCUUGAUCUCUAACGGCCAAUUCAGGAAGCUUCUUUCUGACGCUUCCACCCUCCUCCGCGACAUCGCUGGUGAUGCUGCCCAAAACACCGCCAACAAGGUGAGGCCUUCGGAGGAUGCCCUCGGUCAAAUUGAUCAACCCGCCGAAGAGAACACCUGGCACGAGAACCCUGAGUUCUCUAAGGACAAGAUCAAGAGCUCGUUGAGGCAGCAGAUUCCAAUUGGCAAACAGGACGUCAAGCAGGCCGCUGGUGAUGUGAACCAGGCUGCUCACCCGGCCGGCUCUCGUGAUCCCCGUGACACCGCUCAGCUCGGUGCCCACGAGGGGCAGACUGGCAACAGCACAGGCCUCAAUACGCAGGCCGGAAUCGAGCAGGGCAAGCAGCAGCUCGAGCAGGGCAAACAGCAGAUUGCUGCCCAGAUCCCCGAAGAGGAUAAGGAUAAGGCACGCGCGCGCCGUGAUCAACUCAACAACUACCUUAAGGGCAAGAUGCCUCAGGAGCGUCGCGAACAGACUAUCUGGCGUCUGAAGAAGAUGAUCGUUGAAGUUCAGGGCCACCAGGAUUACCAGCGUGCGAUUGAGACACUCCUUAGGCUAUCCGAGCAAUAUGCCGGCCACGGCAAAAAGCUCGGCCAGCAGGGUGCCGGAACCGUGCAAGGUGCGCAUCAAGAAGACGAUGCCCUAACUCGUGCCGAAGCUGACAUCAAGACUCUUCUUGAGCGCUUCGCCAACAGCACAUCCUCCGACGACCUCUUCGACUCCAUCAACCAGAUCUACAAGGAUGCUGAGCAAGACCCAGAACUCAAGGCUUGGUUCAGGCACUUGAACCAGUACAUUCACAAGUGCCUCCAGCAGCAGGGUUACAUUCUGGAGGACCGAUCCACCGAGGAGUGGAACCAGAUCUAUGACCAGGGCCACGAGCUCCUCCGUGGUCGUUACCGUGGCCACACUGACCGCAUUGCCGACGAGUUCAAGUUCAUCGGACAGCAGUUCGAUGCCGACGAGCAGAACAGGCAAUUUGCUCAAUCUGUCAACAAGCUGUUCCUUGAUCUUGGCAACGAUGAGAAUGGCAAGACCACGUUCAAGCCUCACCUCGUCAAGGACCUGACCGAUGUCAUCCUACCCGGUCUCUUCGAGAGCGUACAGUAUGUACCUAUUCCCCGCAUCGAGGUCAGCGACCCUCAGGUAGAUGUCAUCGUGGAGAACCUGGUGAUUGAGAGUGACAACCUUGCUCCCAAUGUCAUGGAAUUCGGUUCUGACAACUACUGGCGUUGGGGACGCAAGUCAAUCACCAACAAGAACAAGAACAAGGUCAUGCUUUCCGUCUCCGGCGUGCAGAUGGAUCUUCGCGAUGUCUCUUACUACAUCAAGAAGAAGCAGGGUUUCCCUUCCAUCACCGACAAGGGUGUCAUGGAUAUCUUCAUGGGAGGCUCUGGUUUCAGCUUCAAGGUUGAGCUGGAGACUGCUGACAAGGCCCGCGAGCACGCUCAGACCCACUUCUUCAAGGUGACCAAGGUCGAGACUGAUAUUCAGAACUUGUCCAUCAAGCUCAAGAAGAGCAACCACAAGCUGCUCUUCAACAUGUUCAAGCCUAUGUUGUUGAAGGUCAUGCGUCCUGUCAUUCAGAAGGUCCUCGAGAAGCAGAUCAAGGACUCUGUCAAUCAGGUCGACGGCAUGCUUUACGAUAUUAAGAAGGAGGCCGAUCGGGCCGAGGCCGAGGCCAAGCGCAACCCCGAUCCUCAGCACCUUGCGAACAUGUAUCAGCGCUACGCCUCUGCAGCCCAAGCCCGUGUUAUGCAGGGCAAACAGAAGAAGGAGCAGCUCAAGGAAAGGACCAAGGACACUCAGGUCAAUGUCGCUGUCACUCAGCACGACUCGAUCUUCAAGAACAUUUCUCUCCCUGGUGGUAUCUCAACCAAGGCCACCGAGUACAAGGAGCUGGCUGCGAAGGGUGACAAGUGGGAAAGCCCCGUCUUCUCAAUUGGCUCUGCCCGCGAGACUUCUAGCUUGCCUCAGGUUGCGAAGAUCACCCGGAAGCCCCACGGCCGCGCUGAAGGCUAUCAGUCUGCCACUGGCACCGGUGUUGGUUCGGGCCUCGGCAACUCCCAGUAUGACGGUGCUGCUACCGGAUCUGGGUUUGCUGCUGGUCAGGGAUUGACUGACCGCUCAGGUCUUGGUCACCAGUCUGGUCAAAUUGGCGGCGGACCCGCCAGUUCUGGCCUUAGCGGACAGUCUGGUGCAUAUCCCUCGGGUUUGAACCAGCAACAGCUUGGAGGCACUGGUCAGGGACUUUACAAUACUUCCCACUCAGCCACUCAACCCACAUCCACUUCUGGUCAGUUCGCUAACCAGGUCGACAACGCUUUCGACAGCGCUACCGGCCACGGUCACGGUGGCGGUGUUGCCUCCACCACCGGCCCCAGUGCCCCUGUUCAGGGUGACGGCCAGUACAACACCACGUUCGGCGACCAAAACCCCGUGUUCCAGGGCCGCGCUUAAGAGAGUCGCGUUGCGAGCAUGGUGUGUUGCGAUGGUUGUCUAGCGUGUAGAAAAACGGACACGAUAAUGAUUUUUAUCUGGAUGAUACCACGAUUACGCAGCGCGUAAAGCACAUUAGGGAGGGUUCUAGUUUUCCGGCAUUGUGCUUUCAUAAAUUCCUCGCGGUAGUAAUAAUUAAU